AUGGUUUCGUUUUGUUUGGUGUUCCGCGCGGUCCGCGUGGUUGUCGUUCAGCCACCAAAGCACAGAACUGAUGAGGUUAUGGGAAAGCGUACUCUAAAACUCAAGUCCGUGGAAUCGAAAAUUUUGCGGAUGGCACAGAUCGGCACUGAAAGUGUUCCUGUGAAGAAUGGAGGGAAAGGAGGCAAUGCCAAACUCAUGUCCCUUCAGAAGAACAAAGUGCUUUGCUUGGAGGACGACAUCAGAGUAGGCAAAUCUGAAACGCCACCAGUGCAACUGAACGAAGGAGGGGUCACAACUGAUGUGGACUCCAGUAGUCUCGUGGAGCAUAAAGACUAA
Messenger RNA from Opisthorchis viverrini, 336 nucleotides. RefSeq lists its product as hypothetical. The record is from RefSeq and is a predicted model, not a curated record. The transcript has 3 exons. Lineage: Eukaryota; Metazoa; Platyhelminthes; Trematoda; Opisthorchiida; Opisthorchiidae. Bases 1 to 336 code for a protein of 111 amino acids.